AUGGGCUUUGAGGAGAGAGAAACUAGAAUUGCAAACAUAUUAGAAACAUAUUUCAGUGACGCCUCGUUGUUAUGGGAUAAAGUCAUGCUCAGUAAAAUGUUGAAAGAUCCAGAAAAGAUGGUAACAUUCGAAGAACUCUCCAAUUUACCUAAAUUCAAAUCGGUAGCAGCCACAGCGCAGGAAAUCGUAUCAGCUGCAGAGAAUCAUUCGCUUCAUCGGUUAAAGUUGGACCAAACCAAGCAAAAGAUCGGCAGAAUCAAACCUUACAUUGUAGACAAGAAAGAGGAGUUAGACGAAUGGUCUAUUUACGUAGAGGGCUUGAAGAAACCAUACGACAAUGAGCAAAGCAUCAAAGAGUUGUUUAGUAAAUUAGUCGGAAGUGUUUCCUUCUUUCGCGUACCUCCAAACCAAAAAGGAGAUACUCAAUUCUUUGGUUAUUGUUUUCUCGAAUUCAACGAUAAAAGCAAUGUAGAACGAGCCGUUCGGUUAGUCAAUAGAUAUAAUAGGUCAAGCACUGACAUUGAUGACUCAAUGUCAGGUGAGUCAGACGCAAAAGAGCUCGCAGACAAGCUGAAUUUGAGGGUCAUGUCAAAAUCACAAUGGAACGAUCUGAAAGAUGGAUAUUUGAACUUGCUGGCAGAGAGAAAAGCAUACGUAACUGACUUAUGGACAAAAUAUGAAAGCGGCGAACAAGUCCAAGAAGAAAUAGACGAGGAAGUAGACGAAAAGCCAUUCACAGAGGGCUUGAUCGUAUUCGUAGACGGUUUACAUCCACAAUGCCCAAAAACGAUAGCAAUAGAAUUAUUACAGACAUCUGGUGUUCAGCUUGCUUUUAUGCAUCCAAAGAAGAAGGGACUCUCAAGCACUCACAUUCGACUGAAUACGGCUGAAGAUGCCAUCAAAAUCUGCAAUUAUUUUGAUACACAUUACAUUGUACAAGAAGAUGAAAAAGAUAGAGUUGGAAAUGCACAAGGCAGUAAGACGUCUGCCUCUCUGAAAUUGAAGCUUUUGCAAGGCUCUGCAGAAGAAAUUUAUUGGGAGAAUGAAUACAGACAAGGACGCUGA
Mucor velutinosus is the source of this 1065-nucleotide messenger RNA. RefSeq names its product glucose repression mediator protein. The transcript has 5 exons. The coding region runs from base 1 to 1065 and encodes 354 amino acids. Gene Ontology annotation, biological process: telomerase catalytic core complex assembly. The record is from RefSeq and is a predicted model, not a curated record. Lineage: Eukaryota; Fungi; Mucoromycota; Mucoromycetes; Mucorales; Mucoraceae. Gene Ontology annotation, molecular function: telomerase RNA binding.